AUGCAGUUUGGCAUCCAAUAUCUCCUAUACAGCCAAUCUCAUUUAAAGACCUGGACUGAAGAAAUGGUGAAAUCAGCUGAGCAUGAAAAAAAGCAAAAUACAGCUAUGAGAGCUGCAAUCAAAAAACAAAAAUCCAAGAUAAAGAAGUUAAAACAAGAAAUUGAAGAUAUUGACUUAAAAGGAAUGCAUUACGAUUUAUUGACUGACGCACUGAAACCUCAAAAUGCGCCAUUGGAGUUUAAAAAAAUUGAAGAAACCAAAGUUCCUACUGAUGAGCCAGCUUAUUUAGCAAAAAUAAAAGAGCAUUUAAAAGCCUCAGCCAAGCUGCUAAAACCAGAUGAUGAGCUGCUGGACAGUGAUUUUGAACUGUCAAUGUCAGUUGCAGAAAGAAAAACAAUCCCUGAAAAAGGGGCUGACAUGAAUUUACAAAUGUUGUAAAUUACAGUAAAUUUUGCUCCUAUAAAAGUGACUGUAAAUUUUUUUUUUCAAAUUUGCAUGAAAAAACAACAUUGGAAAAAAAUUUUUUUUUAAAAAACGUACAUGAAAAAAACAACAUCAUAAAGUUUUUGUUCAUUUUUCCAUGAAAAAAACAACAUUCAACAAAAAGUAUGAAAUCGUUAAUUUAUAAUAUUGAAAAGAGAAAUCGCUAAAUAAAAUUGAAGAUAAAUACUAGAUAACUUAUUAAUUAUUAGUCUAUAUAAUAAAGAUCAAAUGAGUUAAGAAAAUAUAUUGUACCCCAAUCAGAGCUUGAUUUUGCUGUUUAAAAUUUUUAUGCUCCAAAAAAUUGCAUGAAAAACCUGAAAAUUUUUUUUUAAUUUGCAUGAUGUGUAUGCAAUAGAGCAUUCAAAAUAAUGUUUAAUAACUGGUAUAUACUCUUCUAGCAGCUGUAUCCUUUUCUUUUAAAAUUAAAAGAGCAUUAUUCCUUACAAAUAAUAUAAGUAAUGUUUAAAAUAAAAAAUUAAUCGCCUUAAAAAAUUUGCAUGAAAAAACCCGGAACUUAAUUUUUAAAAAAAAAAAAAUCGCAUGAAAAAACAACAUAUGGUUUUUUUGAAGAGCCAAAAAUUGCAUGAAAAAAACCCAUAAUGGAUUUUUAUUUUUUAAAAAAUUGCAUGAAAAAACAGCAAUUAAUUUCUAAAGAAAUUUAAUGAAUGUUUUAAUAAGAAAAAUGGAAUUGAGAUUUAGCAGCUUUGAUAAUAAUAAAUAUUUGUUUUUGAACAAUUUUAACGCGAUUUCUAGCAUAUCUGUAAAUAUAUUACAUACUUUAUCUCUCAUCUAUGGUAAAUACAUUUUUAAAGCGAGUUACAAGAUAAAUGUGCCUAAUUUAGCUAUAUUAUCUUCACUUUAAACAUAAAUCUAGCAUAAAUUGCUAUAUAAAACGGGUAUAUCACAAAGAGAUCAAUAAUUGUUUGUAUCAUUGAUUUAUUUUUUAUUUUAUUAAUUUUUAUUUAUUUAUUUAUAAAUUAAUUUUUCUCAAAUUGAUCAAAGAUAAAAGCUUUAUAUUUAGAGAUUGCGUGAUAAAUAGCAUUGGAACUGUAUAUGAACUAAUAUACUUCGAUUUCUAUCCACGCUAAUAUGCAAUGUAUUUGAAAAAAAAAUAUAAUUGUAAUAUAUAUACUGUAUCCACCUUAUAGCUUCCCAUAGGGUUAAUUUAUCACUUCUCAAUCGAUUUUUAUCGAUUUCAAAUGUUUUAGAUUAGCUAAAUUUAUUUCAUUUCAGGCAAACUUGAGCUGACUUGUCAAAUCAUUUUCGACAAGGCAAAAAUGGUCGAAAUUGUCAAUAAAUUAUCAAAAAACUAACUCCCCCCCUCCGUGAGUGAACAAAAAUUUUUUUAAUAGAAAAUUUUUUUUAUGAAAAAAAAAAUAGAUAUAUAAGAGAUAAUUAGUAUAAUGAAAAUCUAGAGUUAAUUCUGUUUAAUUUUUAAACGAAUUGCUUUUUAAAACUUAAAUUUUAUAAAUUAAAUUAAUAUUUGCUUUCCAAUUUUUGCGAAUUAGGAAUGCUUUAAAUUUUGAAAAAAAAAUUGUUUUAUAAAAUUUUAUAUAUAAUUUUUUUUAUAAAAAAAAAAUUAACCCCCCUCCGUGAGUGAACAAAUUUUUUUUGCUCACUCACUCACGGAGGGGGGGGGGAGUAAGGGGAAUUCAAAGGACAAUCAAUAUCAGUUUGACUUAUAUAUUUAUUAUAAAUUUAAAUAGAUAUUUAAAGUUUUAAUAAAUAAAUAAGUAUUAUAAACGACCUAAACACAUUAAUUUAACAUUAUCAGUGAUAGAUUAUGUAAUGAUAUUGAAAUAUUAAACCACCAUUAAUUUUUUUGCGAUAUACCCGUUUUUUAUAGCAAUUUAUGCUAGAUUUAUGUUUAAAGUGAAGAUAAUAUAGCUAAAUUAGGCACAUUUAUCUUGUAACUCGCUUUAAAAAAUGUAUUUACCAUAGAUGAGAGAUAAAGUAUGUAAUAUAUUUACAGAUAUGCUAGAAAUCGCGUUAAAAUUGUUCAAAAACAAAUAUUUAUUAUUAUCAAAGCUGCUAAAUCUCAAUUCCAUUUUUCUUAUUAAAACAUUCAUUAAAUUUCUUUAGAAAUUAAUUGCUGUUUUUUCAUGCAAUUUUUAAAAAAUAAAAAUCCAUUAUGGGUUUUUUCAUGCAAUUUUUGGCUCUUCAAAAACCAUAUGUUGUUUUUUCAUGCGAUUUUUUUUUUUUAAAAAUUAAGUUCCGGGUUUUUUUCAUGCAAAUUUUUUAAGGCGAUUAAUUUUUUUAUUUUAAACAUUACUUAUAUUAUUUGUAAGGAAUAAUGCUCUUUUAAUUUUAAAAGAAAAGGAUACAGCUGCUAGAAGAGUAUAUACCAGUUAUUAAACAUUAUUUUGAAUGCUCUAUUGCAUACACAUCAUGCAAAUUAAAAAAAAAUUUUCAGGUUUUUCAUGCAAUUUUUUGGAGCAUAAAAAUUUUUUAAAACAGCAAAAUCAAGCUCUGAUUGGGGUACAAUAUAUUUUCUUAACUCAUUUGAUCUUUAUUAUAUAGACUAAUAAUUAAUAAGUUAUCUAGUAUUGUUGGAUGUUGUUUUUUCAUGGAAAAAUGAGCAAAAAAAUUUUAUGAUGUUGUUUUUUCAUGUACGUUUUUAAAAAUUUUUUUUUCCAAUGUUGUUUUUUCAUGCAAAUUUGAAAAAAAAUUUACAGUCACUUUUAUAGGAGCAAAAUUUACUGUAAUUUACAACAUUUGUAAAUUCAUGUCAACCCCUGAAAAAGUACAUAGGGAGCAGCCAGAAAUCAUUAAAGAAGAGGCAGAGUAUGAGAAUAUAAGAAGCAAUAGGUUUAAUAAUCCAAGCACUUUUGGUAUAUAA
This is a messenger RNA of Blepharisma stoltei, 3322 nucleotides long. The record is from the annotation of a GenBank genome assembly. NCBI's taxonomy places the organism in Eukaryota, Ciliophora, Heterotrichea, Heterotrichida, Blepharismidae.